This is a messenger RNA of Rhopalosiphum padi (bird cherry-oat aphid), 696 nucleotides long. Its product is annotated as eukaryotic translation initiation factor 1A, X-chromosomal-like. The transcript has 6 exons. The record is from RefSeq and is a predicted model, not a curated record. NCBI's taxonomy places the organism in Eukaryota, Metazoa, Arthropoda, Insecta, Hemiptera, Aphididae. Bases 146 to 595 code for a protein of 149 amino acids. Gene Ontology annotation, cellular component: cytoplasm. Gene Ontology annotation, biological process: translational initiation. Gene Ontology annotation, molecular function: translation initiation factor activity; RNA binding.
AUAACGCGUUCUUUUCACUUUUCUGUAUUUCUUAUAUCUUAAAAACGUGUUAUAAAUUUUUAUUAAUUAUACAAAGUAAUUAAUUUUCCACUGUAAAGCUCUAAACUGGUGAGUUUGCAACUACAAAUCUUCAAAUAAAUACACGAUGCCUAAGAAUAAAGGAAAAGGAGGUAAAAAUCGUAGGCGAGGUAAGAACGAGAAUGAAACAGAGAAACGUGAAUUGGUAUUCAAAGAAGAUGGGCAAGAAUAUGCUCAAGUUACCAAAAUGUUGGGAAAUGGACGUCUAGAAGCAAUGUGUUUUGAUGGUGUAAAACGACUUUGCCACAUUCGAGGAAAACUUAGGAAAAAGGUAUGGAUCAAUCAAGCUGAUAUAGUAUUGAUAGGAUUACGUGAAUAUCAAGAUACAAAAGCUGAUGUAAUUUUGAAGUAUACACCUGAUGAAGCUCGUAACUUAAAAACAUACGGAGAAUUUCCAGAAACUGUUCGCAUCAAUGAUACAGUCACAUUUGUUGACGAUGGAUUGGAUGAGGAUAUUGAAUUCGGAGAUGAUAUUAGCGAUGAUGAAGAAGCAGACAAUGCUGUUGAUAAUAUUUAAAGUUAUUUCAAAAAGUAUCCAAGCUGUAUGGUGACAUAAUAGUUGCCUAAGUUCCAACUUAUCUAAAAAAAUAUUGAAAUAAAUAUAUACUUAAAUAAUAA